This is a messenger RNA of Sorex fumeus (smoky shrew), 785 nucleotides long. RefSeq names its product dickkopf WNT signaling pathway inhibitor 2 (gene DKK2). Gene Ontology annotation, biological process: multicellular organism development; negative regulation of canonical Wnt signaling pathway. The transcript is spliced from 4 exons. Lineage: Eukaryota; Metazoa; Chordata; Mammalia; Eulipotyphla; Soricidae. The record is from RefSeq and is a predicted model, not a curated record. Gene Ontology annotation, cellular component: extracellular region. Gene Ontology annotation, molecular function: receptor antagonist activity; co-receptor binding. Bases 30 to 776 code for a protein of 248 amino acids.
GCCUCCCCGGGACACCCCGCGGGGCCAGGAUGCGCGGACGGGACGCGUGCCGCUGCCUGCUGCUCCUGGGCGCCGCGCUGCUGGCCGAGGGCGCGCAGCUCAACUCCAUCAAGUCCUCCCUGGGCGGGGACACGCCUGCCCAGGCCGCCAAUCGCUCUGCUGGCAUCUACCAAGGACUGGCUUUCGGCGGCAGCAAGAAGGGCAAACACCUGGGCCAGGCCUACCCAUGCAGCAGCGACAAAGAAUGUGAAGUUGGGAGGUAUUGCCACAGCCCCCACCAGGGCCCAUCGGCCUGCAUGGUGUGUCGGAGGAGGAAGAAGCGCUGUCACAGGGACGGCAUGUGCUGUCCUGGCACCCGCUGCAACAAUGGCAUCUGCAUCCCGGUCACUGAGAGCAUCCUAACUGCUCACAUCCCAGCUCUGGAUGGCAGUCGGCACAGAGAUAGGAACCACGGCCAUUAUUCAAACCACGACUUGGGGUGGCAGAACCUCGGAAGAACACUCACUAAGAUAUCGCAUAUCAAAGGACACGAAGGCGACCCCUGCCUACGCUCCUCAGACUGCAUCGAGGGAUUCUGCUGUGCUCGUCAUUUCUGGACCAAAAUCUGCAAGCCUGUGCUCCAUCAAGGCGAGGUCUGCACCAAACAGCGCAAGAAGGGCUCCCACGGGCUGGAAAUCUUCCAGCGGUGUGACUGUGCUAAAGGCCUGUCCUGUAAAGUGUGGAAAGAUGCCACCUACUCCUCCAAAGCCAGGCUCCAUGUGUGCCAGAAAAUCUGAGCACCUCUG